UUUCGCAUUGUCCAAUUGCUUAACCCCAUCACUCCCUGUUCUUUCUCUCUCUUCCUCAACCACUUUACUCUCUCCAUCAGGAGAUCUAAAAUCUCCCCAUUUUCUUACCCUAGAAAUCAACCACAGAUUCCACAGCUGCUUCAUUAAUGGCGAGCUACAUUCUCUCCAGGUCAUCCCUUCUUCUACUCCUGGCUUUACUCUCUCUCUUCUCCAGAAACUCGAUCUCGGAAGCUAAAUCCUCCUUCUCGUUCACAAGUUUCGGUAAAAAACCGAGCUUUGAUUCUGACGACAUUUCCCUUUACGGCGACGCUAAGCUCGUCGACGGCGGAUCCUCGAUUUCGAUUCAGCUGAAUGACUCAGUGAGCCAAGGUGAUGGGUUAGUUGUCUACAAGAAACCCAUUGAGUUCGUCGAGACUGAAUCCGAGUAUCCCGCUGGAUUUUCCACUUUUAUCUCUUUCUCGAUUUCUCCUAGUCGUGGUGGGAGGCUCGGAUUCGUCGCGUUUCCUGUUAAUGGGACAUCUGAUCACUCUUUAUUUGAAGUCAAGUUUGAUACUUCGGAAAAUUUCACCAAGAUUGGAGAUUCGAGUGUCGCGGUAAUAGUCGAUGGUACUAAUGUUCCUGAGAAGACUCGCGAUUUCUCAAUCGCAAACUUGCAGAAGAAGGAGGAGGAGAAGUUGGUGUUGUUGUACGCUUGGAUUAAUUACAUAGCAGGUGGUCAGUUCUUAGAAGUCCGGUUAAGCAAAUCAGAAAGCAUUAAACCUGUUGAUCCUGUGAUAUUUACUUGGAUCAACUUGUCGGGGAUGUUGAAAGGUAAAGAUGAGUUCAUGGUUGGUGUUAAGUCGUAUAACGGUACUUUUAAUCUCCAUUCUUGGAGCUUGGAAGCGAGACGCGUCCCUAAGGGUAUGCACUCUUAUGGGGCGCUUUUGGGGGCGAAGCUUAGAGAAGAGGAGGAGGCAAAGAGGCGGAGAAGAGAAAGGGUGUGGGAGAUUGUGAGUUGCUUCGGCAUGACCUUUGCAUCUACUGGGCUUGUGUUCUUCGCCAUGAUGCAUAUAUGGGCAGCUUUCAAAAGGAAGAAUAUUGUGAUGGUGAUGCAGGAGGAAUGUGGUAUCAAGACUAAGGAGUUUGAGUACGAGAAGAUGGAGAAAAUGGAAAUUGUGAUGAGUAAAGCUGAGGCGCAAGUAGUAAAGAAGUGAAGUCAAAUUUCGUUUUUUUUUGUGUGCUUUAGGAUAUGUGAUCUUUAUGUAAUCAAGUAGAUUUCUUGGGUUUGUAAUGGUGACUAGUAAUCCACGAUGUUCUUCAAUUGGCUACUGUAGCCCCCUUGUUUUUCUAUGUGUGUAAGCUUAUUACAUUGUUAUUAUUCUUUGGCA
Molecule: messenger RNA, 1367 nt
Organism: Eutrema salsugineum
Lineage: Eukaryota; Viridiplantae; Streptophyta; Magnoliopsida; Brassicales; Brassicaceae
Product: L-type lectin-domain containing receptor kinase VIII.1
Exons: 1
Coding region: 147-1193 (348 amino acids)
Molecular function (GO): carbohydrate binding
Source: RefSeq, a predicted model, not a curated record